Bicyclus anynana (squinting bush brown) is the source of this 3742-nucleotide messenger RNA. RefSeq names its product zinc finger protein 701-like. The record is from RefSeq and is a predicted model, not a curated record. The coding region runs from base 254 to 799 and encodes 181 amino acids. NCBI's taxonomy places the organism in Eukaryota, Metazoa, Arthropoda, Insecta, Lepidoptera, Nymphalidae. The transcript has a single exon.
CUUUGACAUUAGCUGAUGAUACAUCAAACAUCAAGCUGAAAGCGAAAAACGUUUACAAAAAUAUUAUUAAACCACACCAAUUAGUCAAAAUAAACAGGUCAAUUACUCAAUUACCAACAAAACCAAGAAACGAGUGCAUCUGUCGAUUGAAAAUAUCAAUAACAAUUGAAUUCAAAACCAAUUAGUUGCUUACGUGUUUCUUUUGUAUCUAAGAAAAUGCUAUAACACUUCUACAGUUAUAAACGGCUUAGUGAUGAAUAAAAAACCAACUAGAACUGGUCCGAGGAUCCGUAUAACACGACCAGCGAACAGGAAGAAGGAGGAACUGCCGAGGCAAGAAGACAAAAGCCUCAUCUAUACUUGCCAGUACUGUCGAGUGAAAUUCACGCAUAACAGUCAAUUCUUCCGCCACAUGACAUCCAACCACCAGAACCAGCAGAGAGAAGCGACUUUCGAGUGUAACGAGUGUCAAAUCAUCUUCAACAAGAAGUCCAAUUUGGAUUUGCACUGUCAAACUCACCACCAAAAACAGAGUAAGUCGAAAUGCGAAUCGUGCGCAAUUACAUUCAAAUCGCGGUACUGUUUACGCCGCCACAUGAAAUUGAAGCAACUGCUAGCCGAAAACUCGUGUUUGAAAUGCCAAAAGAAAUUCACAAAUAAAGAUAGCUUGCUUAAACAUAUGAACAAUAAGCACACAUUCAAAAAUGUGACAUUUGAAUGUAUUCACUGCUCGCUGAAGUUCAAAGCCAAGCAGUCUCUGUUGAUGCAUCUCAAUCGGAUACACAAGCAACGGUUAUGAUUACUUGGUUAAGUUUUAGUUUAGAUUUUAGUAUUUAAGACUUGUGUAUGCUUUUAAUCCGUUGUCUAUGACUUGGGCAUAAAGCAUCAAUGUUGAGAUGAGUUUCUGUUAUUAUCAUCACCUCUGUCCACUACAGGAUGUAAGCCAACAUUAUGAUCCUGAGCCGCCUGCAUCCUGCUAAUCCCUGCGCUUUAUAGUGCAAGAUCUCCAUUCCAGCACCUUGGGACCUUAACAUUAAUCGGCUCUUUGAACUGUAUGCCCCGACCAUUGCCACUUCUGCUUUUUCACUAUAUUGUGAUAAGGGAGUCAUCUUAUUUUGUUAUUAAAAUUUCUAUUAAGUAAUAGAACUCUGAGCUGCAGUAGCCCAGUGGAUAUGACCUCUGCCUCAGAUUCCGGAGGGUGUGGGUUCGAAUCCGGUUGGGGCAUGCACCUCCAACUUUUCAGUUGUGUGCAUUGUAAGAAAUUAAAUAUCACGUGUCUCAAAUGGUGAAGGAAAAACAUUGUGAGAAAAUCUGCAUACCAGAGAAUUUUCUUAAUUCUCUGCGUGUGUGAAGUCUGCCAAUCCGCAUUGGGCCAGUGUGAUGGACUAUUGUCCUAACCCCUGUCAUUCUGAGAGGAGACUCGAGCUCAGCAGUAAACCGAAUAUGGGUUGAUAAUGAUGAUGAUGAAUAGAACGCAACAAUUAUUCUUUAUAUGCCCAAGUCAUGACAAGUUUUUGUAAGAUUUUUGUCAUAAAUGUACUUAUUUUGUAACAUUUUUAAUAGUUAUUUAUUCAAAAUUUAGACAGACAAUGGAAUACUCAAAAUAAUAUGUGAAAUAUUGUAAGUACUAACUGGCAGCUUCGAACAAGAUUACAGUAAAAGCUCCUUAUUUGCAGUUUCCCUAUUUAUGUUAUCACUGUUAAAAGGACAUGUCCCAACUUUCCAUGGACACUGGGCCUUUAUUUAGAGUCUCAAGUAAGCAGAACAAAUUAUUUUUAACUUCAUCAUGUUAGCCGAUUGACGUCCACUGCAGGAUGUAGUCCCUUUUGUAGUCACUUCCAAAAAAUUGCAAUACUGAGCCGUUCAGCAAAUACCUGCAACUUGCUUGAUGUUGUCAGUCCAUCUGAUGGAGGAUCUACUAACACUGCGCUUUCUGGUGCGGGGACGCCAUUCCAUCACCUUGGGAUCCCAACGGCUCUUUAAACUAUGUGACCCUCCCAUUGUCACUUCAGUUUCACUUCAGACACAUUGAGCUAUGUUGGUGACUUUACUUCGGCGGAUCUCCUCAUUUCUGAUUCGAUACUCCAAGCAUAGGCCCAAAGUCAGUAUUUUUAUUUAAAGGAGCAUAAAAUAUAGGACUUAUUUUAGGAUUUUCAUCCGCCUUCUAACAAGCCAGCCCUUACCAUCAGGUGAGAUUGUAGUCAUGGGCUAACUUGUAAAGAAUUAAAAAAAAACCAAUUAACCAUUCUAUGUAUUCAUUACAUUUUCACACUCAUACGGGCAAAUGAGAAGCUUUUUUACUAAUUAAUUUUGUUAAGUAGUUUAGUAUAUUAUAAGUUGUGAUUAUUUUACCACUUUCAUAAAAUAUAAAUACUUGGAUACCUACCUAAAGUUUGUUUCAUGUGGAUUUACUUGAAAACCACGUUAUUUGUGUUUUUUUUUUUAAUUAACAGAGUGCCUAGUGGGAGUUUUUAAUGUUUUCAUACUGUGACGAUCGCGUAAAAGUAAACGCGGAUUUAUAUGGAAUUAAAAGAGUUGUGCAGUAGUGGCACUAGAUGGCGUUGUUUCAAUUCCUUGGAAAUUCGCGUUUACGUUAACGCGAUCGUCACAGUAUCAAACUGCCAUUAGGCACACAGUAGUUUUCAUUAACUGAGUAGUUUUUCGUCAAAUAAAAUACCGCACCCAAAUAAAAUAAGCCGUGAUAGCCCAGUGGAUAUGACCUCUGCCUCCGAUUCCGGAGGGUGUGGGUUCGCCGGUCCAGGGCAUGCACCUCCAACUUUUCAGUUGUGUGCAUUUUAAGAAAUUAAAUAUCACGUGUCUCAAUCGGUGAAGGAAAACAUCGUGAGGAAACCUGCAUACUAGAGAAUUAUCUUAAUUCUCUGCGUGUGUGAAGUCUGCCAAUCCGCAUUGGGCCAGCGUGGUGGCCAGCUAUUGGCCUUACCCCUCUCAUUCUGAGAGGGGUAAGGCCAACUCACUGGCUCACUGCUGAGACUCGAGCUCAGCAGUGAGCCGUAUUUGGGUUGAUGACGACCCAAAUAUGUUUAUCAGUUUUGGAGUUGUAAUGUCAUGGACGGACUCAAAUGUACAUGGAUAUAGACAUUUCGAAAGGUGAUUUAGCUUCAGAAGUUGUAUUAAGGUUGUACAAGGCGUUUGUACAAGGCGUUUGUGACCACAGAUUAAAGAAUAAUAGACACAUAGAGCGCAUGGAACACGACGGUGUCGAAACCGUUCCAAAUACAAAAUUCAAAAACGAAUACUUAGUCGAGUCAGUAGGUACAACACGUACGUACUUAUUUAAGAAAAUGGCGUCCUAUGUUUUAAAAAUAUUUUAAAAACUUCACAAACAGUAAAGAAAAAUGAGAUUUUUUAUUGGUAAGUAAUUAUUGAUUAUUAUAUCAAUUUUCGUAGCUGUUGUAAGUGUUAAAAUUUGAAAUACAAAUUAUGAUAAAAGUUUGUAUAUGCGGAUGCCAAUGAGACGCGUGAUGAUUGUUUUUUUAUGGGUUUCACUGACUUCACCACGCUGCUUGUAAACACAAAUUUUGGAUCAUUCUUUAGUCUGUGGUUGUGAGUUACAAAUGAAGUUUCUUUAUUAAUAAAAUAGUAAAAGGUUACAAAUAGUGUAUUGAAAUUCUUUUAGUUUACAUUUUACACCUAAAUGUGUUUUAAUAUUAAGUCUUAAUUUAAAAGUUACGUAAACAAUAUGAUAUUUAUAAAGCCUACAAAUAAACUAACUAACUGAUAA